GACAUAAUGGGCGUGGCAGGAACGCCAUAUUGCUAUCAAAAGGGCAGAUGAGGUCAACCGUUAACGAAUGUGGCCCUGAUUCAGUAAAGAUAGAAGGGUUAAGUAUUAUCGUAGUCAUGGCUUCCUUGUUUGCUAAUCCAAUGCCAAAAAAAAUCCUGUUGUUGAUCUUGUUCGCGUUUUACAUGUGUCUACUGGGACUUUCAUCUUCUGGUUACUUCAAAACUGUGUCAUUUGUUGUUGCUGCUGCUAAGAAUGACAAAACAACACAAGGGAAGGAAGCUGAGGCUCUUAUGAAAUGGAAACUCAGCCUCGACAACCAAAGUCAGCAUCGACUGUCUUCAUGGGUCUGGGUCGGAGGCAGCAACCAUUGCAACUGGGUUGGAGUUGCCUGCGACGAGUCCAGAAGUGUGACCCAUCUCAAUCUUCCAAGCACCAGUUUGAACGGUACGCUUCAAAAUCUCAGCUUCUCAUCCUUUCCCAACAUCAUUAGCAUCAAUUUGUCACAAAACCACCUUUAUGGAGAUAUACCCCUUGGCCUUUACAACCUCUCCAAACUCAUAAAUCUUGACUUGUCAAACAACCGUCUCUCCGGGUUUCUUUCCCGAACCGUUGCAAGUCUUUCUAUUAUCUCAACUUUCAACGUAAGUGGCAAUGGGCUCUCUGGCUCCAUUCCUCAUGAAAUAGGAAAGAUGAAGUCUUUGACAGAACUUGAUUUACGAGCUAACAACCUCACAGGUCCCAUUCCUUCUUCUAUUGGAAAUUUGACCAAUAUCGUUCGACUUUACCUUCAUCUUAAUUCUCUUUCUGGACAUAUUCCGCCAGAAAUCGGAAACUUGGGAAAGUUAUUCGAUGUUUGGCUUUCUAAAAAUGAACUUUCUGGAGAAAUUCCUAGAGAAAUUGGAAACAUGAGAAACAUAGGAUUCCUUGCCCUUGAUACCAACAACCUCUAUGGUUCGCUUCCAGCUUCCCUAGGAAACUUGACCAACUUAGUUGGUAUUUACAUUUAUGACAAUAGACUUUCUGGGCAUAUUCCUAGAGAAAUUGGAAACUUAACAAAUUUGAGCUAUCUUGAACUUCUGAGCAACCAAUUUUCUGGAAACAUUCCUAGAGAAAUUGGAAUUUUGAAAAAGUUGAGCAUUCUUAUGCUUCCACAGAACCAACUUUCUGGAAAUAUUCCAAGAGAAAUCGGAUAUUUGAGCAACUUAGAAUGUCUUGACCUUGCUACUAAUAAUCUCUCUGGCUCACUUCCUGCUUCCAUUGGAAACCUGACUAAUCUUAAAAGGCUCUUUUUGACAUAUAACCAACUCAAUGGUUCUCUUCCCUUAGAAAUGAAUGAACUUACCAAUUUAACAAGUUUGAAAUUAUCUUAUAAUAAUUUCAGUGGCCAAUUGCCCCAACAAAUAUGUGGUGCUGGAUCACUUGAGAAUUUUACCAUCGCUGGGAACCAUUUUACGGGCCCAGUCCCAAAAAGCCUGAAAAACUGCAGCAGCCUUUUUAGAGUUAGGCUACAAGGAAACCAACUGACAGGAAAUUUAAUUGAAGAUUUCGGUAUUUACCCACACUUGAACUACAUUGAUUUGAGUGGUAAUAAAUUUCAUGGAGAGCUUUCACCAAAGUGGGGGCAGUGCCACAAUCUGACAUAUCUUAACAUCUCUAACAACAAAAUUUCAGGCUCCAUAUCGCCUGCGCUUGGGGAGGCAACUCGUCUGCAAGGGCUUGAUCUCUCCUCAAAUCAUCUCUCCGGAAAGAUUCCAGAGGAGCUGGGAAACUUGAAGUUGUUGCUCAAACUAAUCCUUAGUGAUAACCAAUUAUACGGUGAAAUUCCUUCUAGAUUUGGAAUGCUAGCUGAUCUACAGAAACUCAACCUUGCAAUAAACAAUCUAAAUGGCUCGAUUCCAAAAGAACUUGGAGGGUGCUUCAAUUUAUUAGAGUUGAAUUUGGGAAAAAACAAACUUGCGGGAAGUGUUCCUUUUGAGAUUGCUAGUAUGUACGCUCUCGAAAUCCUUGAUCUCAGUUCAAAUUUGCUGACCGGAGAGAUACCACCACCGUUUGGACAAAUGAAACGUUUAGAAACUUUGAAUCUCUCCCACAAUUUCCUUUCUAGUUCCAUUCCUGUUUUUGAUGAAAUGUCAAGCUUGAUAUCGGUUGAUAUGUCCUACAACCAGCUGGAGGGACCUAUUCCUAAUUCCAAAGCCUUUCGAGAGGCACCAUUUGAAGCAUUCAGAAGUAACAAAGGUUUGUGUGGCAAUACUGCAGGUUUAAAGCCUUGCCCAAAAAUAACUCAAAAUCUUCAAGGUAGAAAGGUCAAUAAAGUCAUUAUAGUGCUCCCUCUUUCGUGUUGUCUACUUUUUCUAUCUAUCAUUUACGGAUUUUUAUACAUUCGACAUAGAAGAGCGAGGAAAAUUGAAAAUAGUCCCUAUCCUCAAACACAAAAUGAGAAUCUAUUUGCAAUAUGGAGCUAUGACGGAAAAAUAGUGUAUCAGGACAUCAUCGAAGCAACGGAGGAAUUCGACUCCAAAUAUUGCGUCGGAGAGGGAGGAUAUGGGAGUGUUUACAAGGCUGAAUUAAGCUCCGGUCAGGUUGUUGCAGUGAAGAAGCUUCAAACAAAUGUGGAUGGUGGGAUGUCUCAUCUCAAAGCUUUUACCAGUGAGAUUCAUGCAUUAACUAAGAUACAACAUCGUAACAUUGUGAAGUUAUACGGGUUUUGUUCGCAUCCACGACACUCAUUUUUGGUCUACGAGUUCUUGGAAGGUGGAAGUGUUCGAGAUGUACUGAGCAAUGAGGAGAAAGCAAGAUCUUUUGAAUGGAGAAAAAGGGUAAAUGUUUUGAAAGGUGUGGCAAAUGCGUUGUCAUACAUGCACCAUGACUGUUCACCGCCUAUAAUACAUCAAGAUAUAUCAAGCCAGAAUAUUCUACUGAAUGAACAAUACGAUGAAGUUCGCGUUUCUGAUUUCGGGACGGCCAGGAUUCUUAAAACCGAGUCAUCGAACUGGACUUCAUUUGCAGUAACUUUUGGAUAUGCUGCUCCAGAACUUGCUUAUACCAUGGAAGUGAACCAAAAAAGCGACGUUUAUAGCUUUGGGGUAGUAACAUUGGAAAUACUGAUGGGGAAGCAUCCAGGGGAUCUAAUCUCCUCAAUUUCAUCAACUCCUUCCUCAUCAUCCUCACAGCAUGGCGAAGUAUCUCUUGUGGAUAUUUUGGACCAGCGCAUAUUGGCUCCGACACAUGAUGAUGAAGUCGCAGGGGAGGUGGCGUCUCUUGCUAAGAUAGCAUUGGCAUGUUUAAACGGCUGUGCACAAUGUCGGCCAACAAUGAAAGAAAUUUCUCAGGAGCUAAUGUUGACUCGAAAGCUGCAUUUGUCAAAAGUGCCAUUGCAUCUAAUUACACUUCCCGCUUCCUCAAUUUAGUUAGAAGCUUUAGGGUUUGAAUGUGGAAUGAUAUAUAUUCAUAUUAUAUAUAAAUGUUCACAUCGUUGUUAAUCCUGCAAUAGAUAGUGCAAAAUGCGAAUAAGGGAAGUAGUCUCAUAGUUGUCUUGACCAACUAUAUAAGUAUUUUGAAUGUUUGUCUUUUUAUCAUGUGUAGCUUCUUUUUCUAGCCAUAAUAACAUUUAUUUACUGUUACAAU
This is a messenger RNA of Ziziphus jujuba (common jujube), 3624 nucleotides long. RefSeq names its product MDIS1-interacting receptor like kinase 2-like. NCBI's taxonomy places the organism in Eukaryota, Viridiplantae, Streptophyta, Magnoliopsida, Rosales, Rhamnaceae. The coding region runs from base 48 to 3407 and encodes 1119 amino acids. Gene Ontology annotation, molecular function: ATP binding; protein kinase activity; protein binding. The transcript is spliced from 2 exons. Gene Ontology annotation, biological process: protein phosphorylation. The record is from RefSeq and is a predicted model, not a curated record.